UUUGUCCACCAUACGAACCGCAAACCAAAAAAGGGCUACGGAACGGAAAAGUGUGUCCCGUUUCCUGGAAUGUUGAUGUUCGCUAAUUCAGGAAUCGGAAUGUGGCGGCAGUAAGGAGCAAAGGUCCUUACCGGAUGUUUUUCGCUCAUCAGAGUAUGAUAGUGAAAAUGAGAUGAGUAAUAGUGAAAAUUCAACGCCCGGAGGUGAUUGAAAACCUGAGGGCGGCAGCAGCUGAGUUUAAGUGCUAUUAAGUUUCAGUUUCCGGGGAAGAAGUUUGCUCACUGUCUUAAAGCUGAUUGCUUGCGGAAAGUACCAGAAAAGUGAUACUGGGAAGGAUCAGAAAAAAAAGAAGCUAGUGGUGAUUCUAAAACUCUUUUGCAAGAACCGCCUGCAUGCCUGCAAGUGACUCCCUCGGAUUGCAACUAUGAUGGACUGGGGCAUUCGGCGAUCCAUAAUGUUCCACGUUCGCCGACGACCUGCCGAUUCGCAGCCGCGCCGGCGGAAGAAAAAGCCGCUGGGCGUCUCGAAUGGGGGUGGCAAUCUGAGCGGCGACCGGGAGGGACCGAUGCUGAUCGAAAUUACCCACAGUGGCGACGGCGGCCGCCGAAUCAAGCUCGGUUCCGAACCGAUUGAGGUCGGUUCGGCCAAUACCAAUGCGCUGCAGCUGUUCGGACCCUCCAUUCAGGCGCGCCACUGCCUGAUAUCGCUGCACGAUGGCGUCUGUACGGUGACGCCCCUUCAUGCCGACGGAACCACCUUUGUCAAUGGGCAUCACAUCCAGCAGCCGACGAUAUUGCACAACGGUUCGGUGGUAAUGUUCGGUCGGGUGGCGUCCUACCGCUUCGUCGAUUCUCCCUCCGAUGGGCGGUACAACCUGGCCCUGUCCCAGUCCCAGCUCGAUGCGGCGUGCUUAUAUGAAAGCAGAUCCCCAACCUCUCCCGCUUCCUGGCAAGAUGAGGAACGCCGCCCGGUAAGUCCGGUUAGUUCGGUCCAGCCAGUUCCGGGACCUAAGGCAGGCAGCAACAGCUUCCUCGACACGACCGAUGGGGCCAAAUUGCUAGACCAACAGCAACAGCAACCACAGAUCGUCAAACCGCCGUCCUUCGAUAUCCAUCAUCCGGGUGGGCCUGCUCCCGGAAGCAUCGGAACCCAUCCGCCGCACAUCCACCAAACGCAGAACCUUCUCAUGACCAGCCUGGACUCGGUGGACACUUCCGGUGGAGUGGCCCUGAAUGACGAUGCCAAGAGCACCGCGACCGGAGAUUUCAACGAAAAUGAGCUGGGCGGCGGCAGCAACAUCGAAACGGAAACCAAAUCCGUAUCCAGCUUGAAAUCGAUCGGUUCGGCCCAGGACAGGACCAGUGCCUUUCCGAAGCUGCAACCAUCGCAUGUGGCCGCCUCGAUUUCCAACGAACCGGGCGGCCAGGAACCGAUUCUUCCGGCGGUGCUGGAAUUCCCGGAACAGCACCAGGAAGCCUUCCUGCAGGCCGUCAUCAGCGAGCUCGAUGUCAAUUCACCUAAUUUUAAGCUAGCUCCCGUUUACACUCUGUACCUUUGUGCUAGAUACCGUGCCUCCACCCACUACCGUCCCGAUCUGCAGCCAACCGAGCGUGCUCAUAAGUUAACAGUUUUCCUCCAUCACGUUGCCAACCUGAUCCAGAACGUCGUUCAGGAGCAGUACACCGAUGCCAAAAUCCUGUCCUUUUGGAUGGCCAACAGUUCCGAGUUUCUGCACUUUCUCAAAUCCGACCGGCACAUCUCGGCGUUCAGCGUUCAGGCACAGGAAGUGCUUGCGGAGAGCGUCCAGACGGCGUUCCGCAAUUUGGUGUCGAUAUUUCAGGUCGAACUGUCCCAAACGCUGAACCAGUUCCUGUCGGAAAAUAUUGAUCACGAUUCCGCCGCCGGACUGGUACUUUCCGUGCUGGGGUCGGCCAUGGCCCUGCUGCGGAGAUGUCGGGUCAAUGCCGCGCUCACGAUUCAGCUGUUCUCCCAGCUGUUCCACUACAUCAACGUGGUUUGCUUCAACAAGUUUGUCACGACAUCACACAUGUGCACCAGUGCCUGGGGCAAUGCAUUGAGCGAGCGCCUUUCUUUGCUGGAACUGUGGGCCGAGAAGCAGGGCCUGGAACUGGCUGCCGACUGCCAUCUGGCCAAAAUCAACCAGUGUGCUCAAUUCCUGCAGGCGCCAAAAACUACCGUCACCGAUGUGCAACAAUUAGCAUGUUCGUGUUUCCGGUUAAACUCCCUUCAAAUGGCGGCGCUCCUGUCGCAGGAAACCAUUCCGCGGAAUCUCAUCGACGCGGCCGUCCGGAUGGCCGAAUCCGUGGCCGACGAGCUGAGUCGGGCCGAUGGCCGGGAGAUACGGUUGGAUGAAUCGCCGGAUCUGCCGCUGCAACUGUUGCUACCGGACGACGGAUUCAGCUGCGAUGUUGUGCGAGGAAUCCCCGCCGGGCUGGUGGACUUUUUGAGUCCGUUCCAAAUGGCCAACAUGUGCCGGCUAGCGUCGCAACCGACGAGUAUCGGACUGUGGACGGUUUACAUGCACCAAUUUAACCAGGGCCGAUCACCGAGUGUCAUGUCCAGCAAGCUACCGCAGCCGGAGAUUCAAAUCAUAAAACUGCACAAAAAUGCUAACGGCAUGGGCCUUUCGAUAGUGGCAGCUAAAGGGGCCGGCCAGGAGCGCUUAGGAAUCUACAUCAAAUCGGUGGUCACCGGAGGGGCGGCAGAUUUGGACGGGCGAUUGCAGGCCGGAGAUCAGCUGCUGGAAGUGGACGGUCAAUCGUUGAUCGGUAUCACCCAGGAACGGGCCGCCGAUUAUCUGGUGCGGACCGGCCCGGUGGUAACUUUGAAGGUGGCCAAACAGGGCGCCAUCUACCAUGGGUUGGCAACCCUGCUGCAGCAACCCAGUCCUGUGAUUCAGCGAGGUGGCAGACGAAUGUCCGAACGAGACAUGACACGCAUAGGCACCACGGCAUCCUCCAGCGAACAUUCCAUCAACAAACCCCCGAUUCCUUCACCAUCCGUCGGCGGCACCGGUCAGCAACUGCUGGCCAACAGCAAGUCGGUUCCGGCACUGCACCACGUGGGCAAUAUCGGUGCUUCUGCAAACAAAUCUCGAAGCAUUCAUAAUUUGGUUGGAAGUUCCAGCCAAGACCAAGGGUUUUAUCAGAACCUUAGCGUGUACCGUGCCCAGAAUCAAAGCCAUCCUAAUUUAGGUGAAAGACCUCCAAUGCCACUGCAGACAUCGCUGAACUCUCCUGGGGCAUCGAUUAGCAGCGGCGGAAGCAAUCAACUACAGCAAUCCCAGCAACAACCAAUUCUAAGCCGUCCAGCAUCUGCCUAUUUCAAUAACAGCAGCAAUAACAACAAUCCCAACCCCAACUCCCUGCUCCUGACGGCACCAACUGGUUCCAUCGGCUAUGGUAUGCCGGGGCAGCAACAACCAGGUCCCGGCAACAGCGCCACGGUUAAUCGGCUGCACAAAAUGCCGCCGCAACAGCAACAAAUUGGUCCCAACACCUUUGUACGGGAUGCACAGGGCCAGCAAAGUCUUCGAUUGAACCAAAUGAUGGCACCUUCUAUGCCAAACAUAGCACAUUCCUUCCAGCAGCAGCAACAACAUCAAACGGGGCCGCCAACUGCCCAUCAUCAUUCGAUCGGUCCUCAUCCGGGAGGCAUUUCGGCCAGCCAAAGCAUGCAGAACGUGAACAUGAUUGCCGGAGGGCUCGGGUAUCAGAACAACAGUCCCAUGAUGUCUCCUCAGCUGUAUCCCGGUGAUCAACAACAACAGCACCAUGCUUCGCUUCUCCGUGGUCAAGCCAAGCUAGCAGAAAUGAACGAACUGCUCAAACGACGCAACCAGGUCGUCCCACCUCCGUCCCAACAGCAGCGUCCCCACAACACAGAUUCUUCUAUGAUGCCAUCUCCCUCAUUGCCACAACCAGGCGGCUUUGGUGGUCCUAGUCCUCAUCCCAGCACACCCCUUACUUCACACAAGCAGCUUCCUCCAUCGACAGCCCCGAAACCCCUACUUCGAGCCCCGGAUCAAGAUCAACCACCUCUUCCACCGACCAACACACAUCCACUGUUCAAAACUGGCCCGGGCAGUACCACCACUCUCAAUGCACCGUACAGUGCUUCGGAACCACCAAAAGUUGGAUUCUACCCAACGGGCCCCCCUCAAUCUAAAAGCAUGAUCGCUCCCGGAAGCAACCCAUGGGAGCGGGAAGAAAAAGAAAAGGAAACCGAAAUCCGUCGGGACCAAAUUCGCGUCUGGAAAGAUCAACAAAUCCAAGACCUACAAGCCCUUGGGCACCGAACGCAACAGCAGGACGAACAGUUGCGAACCCUUACCUUGGAACGAGAUUUCGAACGACGGGCUAUGGAAGAAGAUCCCGACUUUGACAACGAUCCCUCCCCCUACGGUAAGGAUCCGGUAGGAAUGCAAGAACUUGUCCGUCUCACCCAAGCGCAAAAUACCAUCACGGCUCCGCUCACCAAAAUGAAGCAGGUCGACAUCAAGAUGCCCUCGGUAGCCGAAUCGGAUUCCGGUUCCGUCGAUGGUAGCCAACCCAACAACUCGGUUGCCAACACCAUUGCCAGUUUCCAGCAACAAGUUGCCACGGCCAGUGCCGCUAUCCAACCGAAGAGUAUUCUCAAGCACAACAGUACCCCCUCGUCCCCGUCCAAAUCGGCGGCUGCCGUUAAAUCGGCCAGCUACGACAAGCACCUCAAUCUGAGCGAAAUUACAAUGAACAAUACCAACGCCAAUCAGAUGAUGUCCCAAAUUGCCAUGGAUAUGAACCAGCUCAAUUUGGCCGAUCGCGUCGACGAGGAACUGAACGAUCACCAGGCCAUGAACGGCUAUCUGCAGGAUAGCAUCAACAAUAACAAUGGCAGCAACAACAGUGGGCUGGUGCCUCCUCCACCGCCUCCCGAAAGAAAUAGCUCCUACCAGAUCAUGUCCCAACAGCAACAGAAACUGCGCGGAAGCUCAAACAAGCUGACCUUCAACAGCAACCUAAUCUCGGAACAUCCGCCGCAACACCAAAACGCCAUCAACAACAACAACAGUAACACCCUAGGGCGAUACAGUGGCAACCUACUGACGACCGCUAGCACCAAUAACAGUUCGUCCGCCACCCAAAAUAGCAGUAUGCAUCAAACGAACUCCUCGGCGGCGGCUGCUGCUGCAGCAGCGGCAGCUGCCGCCAAUCGGCGUGUAUCCUUCCACGAUGAAGAUGCAGCUGCGGCUGCCAACAUGAUGAACAACAACGGACCAGCACCGAUGCAAGGUACCAUGGGAAGUAGCUACACCGAGGCGGGACAUCUCAUCGGAAGCAGCGGUGGCGGUGGAUCCGGCGGCGGUGCAAUGGGAGACCAGGGCGACCUGGAAACCAUCAUGGAGCGACCGGAUCCGGAUCGCUUCAUCGACGAAACCAUGCCGGCGAUGCUGCACACUCCGACGACUCCGGAUGCCGAUAGUAGCGGCGCCAGCUGGAGCAUGCAGUCGCAGGCUACCCCAGGGGUGAUCGGAGCUCAGGAAGUCUACCGAGACCCCAGAACCAGGCGCCUGGCCGAGCAGCAACAGAAGCAGAAGUCCGAAAGCACCCCGGUCCCGGAAAAGCUGUCGUUCAAGGAAAAGAUGAAAAUGUUUGCGCUAGAAUCGGGCGAGAACAUUACACCGAAGGACAAGGUGAAAAUUUCCCGGGCCCAGCGGGACAUCGACGCGGUCCACUAAGAAGCAGUGCGCACUGAGGCCCCCCCCCCCCCCCCCCUUUUACGAUAUGAAUAUUGAGACUCCAAACCCACCCCUCCAAUUAGACUGCUUACCAUUCGAAAGGAAUUGACUCGGUUCAGUUGAACCAGAACAUCUUGAUCUAAUGUGUAGGUGUAGAGCAAAAAGGGGUUGAUUUUAUACAUUUUGCCACGGUAAAUUCUAUUUUGUGUAUAAAAUAGUUAAAUCAAGCAAACAGGUUUUGAGCAAAGUUUAAUUUUUUUUUAUCUUUUCGUUUGGAUGCUUUAACUGUUGAGUAUUAAAGAGAAAACACUUCGUUGUUUUGUUGUUACUUGUUUAGGAAUUGUGUACAGACAAGGCGUGGAUACUAGGGAAAAAAUUAGGAAUUCCAUCGUGAGUUUCUUCUUGCAAAGUGCGAACAAAAAUGUCAAAUAGUAGUUGAGCCAAGUGUGUAUCUUCUCCUCGAAUCGCUCCCGUCUACGGGCUGUAGCAGUAAAUUGUAUGUGCGUGGAAAAUAAUGAACUUCACUAGUGGAACCCAUCGGACCAAAAAUUGUAUUUUGAAACAAAAAAAACACUAUAUAAUUUUUAUACCUUUUACGACAGAUACACAAUCUAUAGAAACUGUGUGUUGUUAGAUGAAACAUACAAGAUUUUAGAAUUGUAACAAUUAACGAUAGGAGAAAGUAAACGAACAAAAAAAAACCUUAUAGAGAAUGUAGACGGUUUAGUGAGUUUUAAGCAACAUGUAAAAACUGUGGUAAAGAGCGGAACAAAUUCAUAUAACAUACUUGAACGAACCCUUUUUUUACGAGCAAAUGUUUGUAACAGACUAUUUGGGCAAGAAGUUUGUUAGCUUUUUCUUAACCGAAAACUGUAUACAUUAUUCGGCAUAAGUGACCUAACAGAGAAAGAAACGCGAGGAAACAAGACACAGUAAUAAAUUACAUCGCUAAAUGUCCGAUUAUCUCACCUCACCUCUCCAUUCUUACAAAAAUAAAAAAAUCAAAUCCAAGUUCUAUUAUGGAUUAAUGUUAUCCCCUAGUGGUUCAAAUUCACAAAACAACAAACACUCCGGUCAAUUUUGCCUCCUUUCAUAUUGAGAUAAAAAUAGAAAGAUUAAUAUUAGCAGAUAUGAGAAUAUGUUUCAACAAACAACUACAGUAAACGAAGAUAACUAUUACGAUUAAAAUAUAGAUGGUGUGAGUACGAUUAUUAUCCUAUUUAAUAGAUGUGUAUCGAGAUCUUUGUAUAUUUAGACAAGAAUAAAAAAAAAAAAAAGAUAAAAAAACAAACGAAUAUAAUCUGUUAAAAAAAACCUUUAUAUUCACUUCGAGCGAACAGCGUUUUAACACUUCGUAAUAAAAAAAAACAUAACAUGGAUGCAUACCUAAGUGAUUUGAUACGGUUCAUGAUCGUGGAAAAACAGAAAUGAUGAAACACAAAACAAACGGAAGAAUGGAAUGAUGUUGAUUAAUUCGGAAAAAAUCGAAGAAUAUUGCUUCGCCUGUUACGUUAGGUUUAUUGUAUUAUUGAAAAACUUCAGGAAUUUAAAGUAUUCAUAGGUUGAAAAACGAAGCUAUUCCACUGAAAGAAGAAGAGUUUUGAACAGAAUACUGUGUCGCGUCAGGAAUUUCAUCAAUUUUUAACCAGAGAAAUUAGAACGCAUUUCAAAGCACUAUUGUAUUUAAACUAGACAACUAAAAAUAACGACAGCAUACAUCCUCAGAGUCAAACUUCUGGACGAGUUUGGCUGAGUAUAACUGAACUGAUGGGAUCAUUUUCAGAAUGCUUUUAAUAGGAAUUUUCACGUAGAGUUUAAGGAACUGCAGCAACUGCAAUUUGAAACAAUUUUUUUAGCACAUAUAUUCACGAGACCAACACCCACACACGCAAACAGUUUACACAUUUGUAUCUUAUGAAUAAUAUUCACUUGAUUCGUAUCUGCAAAUAUAGACGAUUAAACUAGCAAAAGAAGGAUUUAAAACUAAUUAGAUACAUAAACUCACUCAUAUAUUCCAGCAAAUAAAUAUUUCUAACGAAGAGAAGAGUCAGAAGAACAAAUAAGCAAAUGAAACUCAUUAUCCAGAUUUUUCUCUCCUCCAGAAAUAACAAACGAACUAAAUAAACAUUAAAAAGAGCAACAAAAAACAUCAAAUAACAUCAUGCAAGUUAAAUUAAAACUGAAAAGGUUUAUCGAAAUACAAAACACAGAUAAAUGUUAUA
Molecule: messenger RNA, 7962 nt
Organism: Uranotaenia lowii
Lineage: Eukaryota; Metazoa; Arthropoda; Insecta; Diptera; Culicidae
Gene: cno
Product: afadin
Exons: 14
Coding region: 425-5740 (1771 amino acids)
Biological process (GO): regulation of protein localization
Cellular component (GO): adherens junction
Molecular function (GO): cell adhesion molecule binding
Source: RefSeq, a predicted model, not a curated record